This is a messenger RNA of Condylostylus longicornis, 716 nucleotides long. RefSeq names its product mitochondrial coenzyme A diphosphatase NUDT8. The record is from RefSeq and is a predicted model, not a curated record. The annotation marks the transcript as partial. Gene Ontology annotation, molecular function: coenzyme A diphosphatase activity. The transcript is spliced from 2 exons. NCBI's taxonomy places the organism in Eukaryota, Metazoa, Arthropoda, Insecta, Diptera, Dolichopodidae.
UAACAAAUAUCUUUUCCAGGCGGUGUCCGAGAUCAUACAGACACUUCUUUUGAAGAAUGUGCGUUAAGAGAAACUGAAGAAGAAAUUGGUUUGCCAAAAGAAAAAAUUAAAAUUUGGGCUUCUGGAAAUUUAAUUAAACCUCCGCAUACAGCAGCUAUAAUGCCGAUUGUUGGUUUCGUUGAUGACUUUAAUUCAAAUGACUUAAAACUAAACAAAUUCGAGGUUGAAAAAGUGUUUAUUAUUCCAAUAAAAGAUCUUUGCGACAGCAAAAACAUUCGUCAUACACAAUUCAGAAAUGGUUAUAGUUCUCCCGUAUUUCUUUUGGAAGACAAACAUACAAAAAUAUGGGGAAUAACUGGUAUGAUAACACUAUUCUUUUUAAGUAGUUUACUUCCGAGAGAUGUAUUUAAACCCAAAUUACCAUACAUUGUGCCAUAUGAUAAAGUUAAAAGUUGACAAUAAAUUAUUAACGAAUCGUGACGUAGUUAAAAUUUUACAGAAUUUUUAUGAAACUAUGUACCUACCUAGCUAUCACAAAUCUUUUCGGAUAUAACAUUUUAUUUUUAAAAUUUUGCAAAUAACACAUUGGUUAUGGACACCCUUAAAAAAUAUCUUAAAUCAAUUUUAUCAAAGUUAAAAUUAUAAAAAAUAUUUAUAUAAGAAUUGUAAAACUAGGCAUUGUUAUAGCAAAUAAAGAAAGUGUAUAUUUUUUUUUA